AUGAAUGAUAUAAAUUUAAGUGAAUUUAAUAAAGCUAAAGUCUAUCUAUGGAAAACAGAAAAUACAUGUGAUGAAUUAUUUUAUCACAUAUCAAAAAAGAUAAAAGGUUUAUAUGAAAAAAUAAAUUAUGAUGAUUUAUUUCAUCAUUUAUAUAAUUAUAUAAAAUAUAUUAAUUGUAGUAACAAUGAUUUAUUUUUAAGAUAUGAAAAACCUAUACAGAAUUGUAAUAACUUAUAUAAAAAUGGAGUGGAUCAAGAGAAUCAAUAUUUUUUCAACAUUUUUAAAAAUUCUAAUUAUGUUAAGAGGAAUGGAAGUCUAUCUAUAAGUUAUAUUAACAUGAUAGAUAAAAAUAUAAAAGUUGAUCAAAUGAAUUUAUUUUCAAACGUUUUUAUGUCUAUAGGAAUACACGAGCUUAAAGAAGAUGAUGAUCAAGAGGUUGAUCAUAAGAAUAAAAGUGAGGCAGAUGAAUCCAAACGUGUAUCUAACAUGAAUAAUUCGAAUAAUUCGAAUAAUACCCAUCAUGAUCAUAAUAAUAAUAAUAAUAAGGAAGAUAUAUUUUUUAAGAUGAAUGACAAAAUAAAAAAUUUAAUAAAUACAUACAAUACUAUCCAUUUUAAUAACAGUUGUGUUUUUAUUCAAAGAGUAUUGAUAAUUCCGUCAACCGAAAAAUAUGAUGAUAUUAUUAUGUCAAAAAUUAUGGAUAUAAAUGAAAAUUUUUUAUUUUCUAGUCAAAGUGAAGAAAUGAAUAUAAGCACUCAUAGUGCUUCUAACAAUAUUAUACAUCUAUCAAAAGAUUCUAAUAAUAAUACAAAUGAAGAUGUAAAGAAUGUUUAUAUAAAUGAAAAUAAAAAUAUUAAGACUGAUUUUUUAAACAAAAAUAAUUUUAAUGUUAUGAAAAACUCCCCUUAUUAUGAUUCAUCAAAUAAUUCUGAACAUAUUCUUUCAAAAAAUAAUAUCGAUAAAAAUAAUAUCGAAAAAAAUAAUAUCGAAAAAAAUAAAAUUCAAAAAAAUAACAAAAUUUGUGAAACGCCAGCUAGCCAAAAAACAAAUAAUGAUGAAAAGGACAAAAAAAAUAGUACUACCAUAGAAGGAACAAAAAAUAAUAAUACAACUAGUACAAAUACUUUUAAAUUCAAAAAAAAAUAUUCUUCUCAUUUUUUAAAAAUGUUUAAUAAAAACAUAGUUAAAGAAUAUACAUCUACAAAUACAAAUAAUACAUCAUCUGUUCUUUUAGGAAGGGGUCUAUCACUAGAUGAGGUGGUGUCUGAUGGAGUAAGAGGAAACAAUUCAAUAAACUCAAAAAAUGAAAAUAAUAAAAUGUGUCAUAUAAAUGGGAAUCAGAGUGAUCAUUACAAUGAUAAUAAUAAUAAUAAUAAUAAUAAUAGUAAUAAUUAUAAUAGUAAUAAUAAUAAUAAUAAUAAUAAUAAUAAUAAUAAUAAUAAUAAUUUUAAUUAUAAUUAUAAUCUUGUAGACAAACGAUCUAUAAAUAAUAAUAAUAUUGAACCCAAUGAUGAACGAAAUAAAUAUCAUUGUAUUGAUUAUAUUUCAAACUGUGAUGAAGAAGAAAAAAAAAUUCAAGAGAAUGAGGAACACAUUUCUUUUAUUUAUAAUAAUUUCCAUAACUUUAAAAUAAUUAUAUUUUUACCUUCCAUAAAAAAACAUUUUAAUAUACAAUAUAAUAAAUUCUUUCAAGCAAUAAUUAUGAACAUGUUUUAUAUGUUCAUUUUUUUUUUAUAUGAUCUACUAACAAAAGAAAACAUGUGGAUGUAUAUGAACACCCUUAUAGAUACUAUGAAUGAUGAAGAUAGAAAAGAAGAAAAUACAAAUAUUCAUAGUAAGAUUGUAAAUCAAGAAAGGGAUUACAACAAAAUAUAUAAAGAAGGAAAUAAAAAUGAAAAUAAAAAUAAUAAAAUAAUAAAUAAAAAUAAAAAUAAAAAAAUAAAGAAUAAAAAUAAUAAUUCAUAUGAACAAAGUAUCAAAAACUUUAAACUUAUAGAAAAUAUAAAAUGUGAUAUUCCAAAUUAUAAAGAGAAAGAACGAUAUAAUGAAAAGAUAAAAAAAUUUAAAAAAUCAGAAUUAAAUAAGAAAAAAGAAAGAAAAUAUAUGCAACAUAAAUAUGUGUAUAAAAAAAAUGAACAUGAAAAAUUAAUAAAAAAAAAUAUUAUUAAGGAAAUGAAAAAAGACCAAUUAAAUACUUAUGAAAGAAAAAAUAGUGUAGAUAAUAAUAUAUAUAUUAAUCUAAAAAAAUACUACAACGAUGUAAAAACAAGUAUUAUAUCUAAGACGGAGCAGUAUGUUAUUAAAGGUGAAGAGUUAUUAUAUGAUGGAAUUUAUAAAGUUUCUCGUUCAAGUACUUGUGAAGAGAAUGAAUGUAGAAAGAAUAAACAAAGGAAUGUUGAUAAGGAUAUUGAUGGAGAUGAUAAUGAAGAUGAUAAAGAGAAUGAUAAAGGAGAUGAUAAAGAAGAUGAUAUAGAAGAUGAUAUAGAAGAUGAUAGUGAUAAUUAUAGUGAUUCUAAUUACAGUGAUUCUAAUUACAGUGAUUCUAAUUAUAGUAAUUCUAAUUACAGUGAUUCUAAUUAUAGUAAUUCUAAUUAUAGUAAUUCUAAUUACAGUGAUGAUUAUGAUGAAGAGGAGAUAUCAUCUGUCGAAGAAAAUUCUUCAAGUGAUAAAAAUGAAACAUACAAAAGAAGAGAUAAUAAUACAGAUGAUAGUUCAUAUGAUGAUAGUUAUAAUGACAAUAAUUUAUAUGAUAACAGCUCAUUGGGUGAUGAAUUUUCUGGUGAUAAUAAUUCAUUUAAUUCUAAUAAUAAUGACAGUAGUCUUGGUUCACUUAAUACUCAUGAGAUAUGUAAUAAAAAAAAUGUAUCCCAUCUAAAGGAUGAACAUUCUGAAAAAAAUGAUGAUUAUUAUAAUGAUGAUGAUAAAAUGUCAGAAUGUAAAAGCAAAAAUGAGAAACCCAAAAAUAAAAAAAAAAAUGUGAAACAAAAAAAUAGACAAAAAAAUGGGAGACCAAAAAAUGUGAGACCAAAAAAUGAAGUGAAAGAUGAAAGAAAAAAGAAAAGACGCCUUUCUGAUAUAAAAAAUUAUGAAUGUAGGAUUAAAAAGAAAGCAGGUGAUAUAUAUUUAUUAUUAGGUAGUCCAUUAGAUUCCUUAGAAAUAUAUAUGAGUUGUUAUGAAAUAUGUAAAGAUCAUGAUGAUAUAAUAUAUGAAGGAAAUGUUAUAUUUUGUAUGAUAUUAUCUAUUUAUUUAUAUAUAGUUCAAAAUUGGAUUCAUUUCUAUAAAUUAAAUAAAAAUAAAAAGUAUCCUUUUAAAUUUCCUGAGAUUAUUGAAAAUUUUAUAUUACAAAUUCAAGAAAAGGUUCUACCUACAAAAUAUACUAAUUAUUCAAAUUUUUUUUUUGAUACAUCUUAUAGUAUGUCUAUAAAGGAUAAGGGUCAUAGAAGUAAUUAUUCUAAUUAUUAUUAUUCUCAUCAAUCACAUAAUCAAACAUGUAAUCAAGCAAAUAAUCAGGAAGGUAGUCAAACGCAUAAUCAAGAAGGUAUUCAAAUAAAUAAUCAAGAAGGUAGUCAAAUGAAUAAUCAAGAAUGCAUGCAGAUAUACAACCAAGAAGGUAUGCAAACACAAACACAAAUACACAAUCAAUCAUAUAAUCAUUCACAUAAUACAUCACAACAACAAAUAAACACUCUUUCUUAUUAUAAUGUAAAUUUAUCAUCUUUUUAUAAUUCAGAACAAAGUAUAGAUACUUCUAGUUUGAAUAUAAAAAAUAUUUCUAGUUUUAUAAAUUUAUUGUAUGACCACAUGAAAGAUAAUUCUAUUCUAACCAUAGAUUGUAAAGAAGAAAAAUAUUAUUUUUAUAAUUUAAUUAUUGAGCCACAUAACAUUUUAUUAUAUUUAUUAUGUAUUAUAGAUUUUAAAUUAAAUGAAGUAUUGUAUAUAUUACAAAGAAGUUCAUCAAUCAUUGCACAAGAAUAUUUUUGUGAUUAUUUUUUAUGUUAUAUAAAAUAUCUUUUAAUAUUAAAAAAGAAAAGUAUGAUAUAUUUAAAAAUAAGUAAAUAUUCAUAUAAUGUUGAAAGGUUUGAUUAUCCUUUAUAUAUAAAAUUUCACAUGCAGUUGGCAUUGAUAUAUAAAUAUAUUGGAUCCUUUAGAAAAUUUACCUUUACAAUAUAUUUAUUAUGUAUAUCAUUUUAUUUGAAUAAAAAAUAUUAUUUAGCAUAUUAUCUUGUUAACAAUAUAUUACCUUUUUAUAAUUUGUCUUAUCUUCAUAUGAAUUAUCUUUUUAAAAGGAUUACAUAUGAGGAUGACAAAAAUUAUAUUCUAAACAAUAAUAUGGACACAACAUCUAUUCAUAAUAAUGCUCAAAUAAAUUCUACCUUUUUAAUUAAAACAAUUAUGUUAUAUAAUAAUAAUAAUAUGUGUGAUAACAGUAAUAUAAAUAAUAUGCUACUACAAAAUACUCAGAGAAUGAAUAUACCGUUUGAGUGGUUAAGAGAUAUUCAUGAGUCUAUUAAAAAAAAAAAAAAAAAAAAAAAAAAUAAUAAUAAUAAUAAUAAUAAUAAUAUAUCUAUAAAUGCGGAAGAUAUAAAUGAAAAUAAAAAUAAUGAUAUUAAUAUUAAUAAUAUUAAUGGGGAUAAUAUUAAUGGGAAUAAUAUUAAUGGGAAUAAUAUUAAUAGUAAUAAUAAUUUUAAUGAUGAUAAUUCCUUUGGUAAUACAUUAUGCAAUUCACAUUCAAAUGAUAUACCCAACAAAGAUAUAUUUUCUUAUCAUUCAAAUGAAGAAAAGAAUAAUAUUGAUAUGAUUACACAUAAUAAUGUAAAAGAAAAGGAUGAUAUAUAUCAUAUAGGAAAUUUAUUUAAAGAUAUAUAUAUUUAUAAGAUUUAUGAAUCAUUUUUAAAACCUUAUAAUAUAGUAAAUAUGAAUAGAUUAUUUGAAUUUUGUUCGCGUUAUAUUAGUUGUAAAAGUAUUUUUAGUUUAAAUAAUCAUAUGAAUAAAUUAAAUAUAUAUAAAAAAAAUAAGAAUAAAUAUAAUGCAAAUAUACAAUAUAAUAUUCUUACAUUUAUAUGUUCUUUAUUAAAAGAAAUAAAUUAUAUGGAUGAAUAUAUUUUUUGUAAUUUCUUAAUAUUAUUAUAUUUAUAUAAAUUUUUAUCAAAAGAAAAACAAAAAGAUAUAUUAUAUACUAUAUAUGAUUUCUUAAAUAAAAAAAAAAAAUAUAUUUAUUUCUCGCCAUUUAUAACUUUAAUAAUGGAUGAAAAGAGAAAAAAAAAACAAAGAAAAUAUUUAAAAAAAUUAAAUAAUGAAACGAAGACAUUUAAUAAAAAUAAUUUCUUAUUUUGUUUUUCAUCUUUAUCAUCUUUUUCUUCAUCAUCACAAACGGGGAAUAUAACAUCCUCAUCUGAAAUGUUAACUGACACAUCAAUGACAUCAAUGACAUCAUCAUCAUCAUCGUCAUUGUCAUUACUAUCAGAUGAUGGCUAUGGUGAUGAUAAUAAUUCAAGAAAUUGUUUAGAUUCCAUUGAAUCAGGUUUAUCUGAUACAUUUAAUAACAAACAGAUCAAUUCUUUUUCAAAAAAUUGUUCAAUCAAAAAAAAAAAGAGUACUCAAGAAAAAAUAAGAUCAAACAAAAUGAAUCAUAAAAAAAAGAAAAAAAAAAAUUUUAGAGAAGAAAAUAAAUUACAUUUCUUAUCUGGAAUAACAGAAGGUAGAUGUGCACCUGUUCCUAUUCUUGUAAACAUCGAAUAUGCUGAUAGAAGUUGUGGAAAUGAGAAGAUUUAUAUGAAGGUUGUUAAGACUGAUAUAGAAAGAAAAAAUAAGACAAAAGAAAAGAAAGAUAAUAUGAUGAAUAAACAUAUUGAUGUGGAUGAAAAAUAUGUGGAUGAAAAAUAUGUUGAUGAAAAAUAUGUGGAUGAAAAAUAUGUUGAUAAAAAAUAUGUUGAUGAAAAAUAUGUUGAUAAAAAAUAUGUGGAUGAAAAAUAUGUUGAUGAAAAAUAUGUUGAUAAAGACAAGAACUCAGACAAUUUAAACUGUGUAAAUCAUAAUACAUUUAAUAAUAUUAAUACAUGCAAUGAAGAAAAUGUAAAAGAAUGUUCAGAAAAAGAAGAUUCAAAAUUGAAUGAUUCUUAUAAAGACGUUUUUAAAUAUAACCCAUUUAAUGAAGAAGAAAAAAAUGUAAAAAUUCAAAAUAUGUGUUCUGUGAAUGAAAUAAAAAAUGUUAUAAUAACUUUAAAAAAUACUUUAUCUGUAAACUUAGUAUUAAAUAAUGUGACUUUAAUAUCAUCAGGAAUAUCUAUAGAAAAUUAUCCAACUAGUGUUAUAUUAUUAUCAAAAAAAAAGAAUAAUAAAUUAAAUAAAGUGCAAUUAUCUUUUAAAGCUAAAGAAACUGGUAUUUUAUUUAUAUUAGGGAUAUCAUAUUGUAUUAGUUAUUAUUAUUUUGAUCAGUAUUUAUUAUAUAAUACUUCAGCUUUAAGAAGAUGUUUUAUGAAGAAUAAAUUCUUUGAUCAUUAUAAUAAAAAAAGUAAUGAUCCUACGGGUCAAACUACAUAUAGAUUUAAUAAAGAAACAGAUAAUAUAAAUGAUAAAAGGAGUAUUUAUGAAUAUAUAUCUGGUCACACUAAUAUGGAUGACAAUUAUUUAAAUAGAAUGUAUUCUAAACAAGGGGAAGAAUUUGCGUCUUAUAAAAAUAAUAAUAUUAAUGGUAAUAAUAAUAUCAAUAUUAAUGGUAAUAAUAAUAUCAAUAUUAAUGGUAAUAAUAAUAAUAAUGUGAAUAAUUUUUUUGAUAAUUUUGAAGACAUGCAUAAAGGAUCAAGUAAUGAUAUAUACAAUCGAGCUAAACUUUUAAAUUAUAUCUUUAAAGUAUCUAGUAUAUGUUCCAUAUUUGUUAUUGAUGAUUAUUUUUCUUUAACAUCUGAAAUUAAACUUUUUAAUUUUAGUAAAUAUAUUAAUAUAAAAGAAUUAUUAGAUGAUCAAUCGUAUUUAAGUAAAUAUAUCAUAUCUAAAAAUAAUGAGAAAAAAAAAGAAUCCAUAAUAGAAAGUAAUAAUAUACACAUGAAUAAUAUAACAAAGGAUAAUCUAGAUGCAUCUUCUUUGAAUGAUAAGGAAGAUAAUAGUUGUUUUUUUUUAAAAAAGGUAAGUCAUGGGCAAAAUAUAUCUAAUAAAUAUAAAGACAUAUAUAAUAAUGAUAAUAAUAUAAAUAGUUAUAGUGAUAUAUAUUGUGAUAAUUUUGUAAGUGAAAAAUUAGAAAAUACUACAAAGGAUUCAAAGAGAGAACAUAUAUAUAUGACAGAAAAUAUAUGUAAUGAUAAUAAUAUAAAUAUGAAUAGUGAUAAGAAAUAUAUAGAUUGUAAUAAUCAAAAUGGAAAUAAAGAAUUAGAUUCUAUGAUAAUAAAAAAGAAAGGUUCAUAUAAAAAACAGCAUGUUUUUAAUAGAUUUUUAUUACAUAAAAGAAGUAGUUCAAAAAGAUUAUCUUUAUCAUUUUCUUCUUCUGUUUUGUCAUCAAAAUCGACACUAUCCUUUCCAGAUUCUUCAUUAUCAUUAUCGUCGUCGUCUUCAUUAUCAUCUGGUUUAUUAAUUCCUCUUGAAAAUGUGAAAUCUGCUAAUAUAAAUGGACAUAUAAAUGAUAUAGAUGAUAUAGAUGACCAUUUAAAUGACCAUUUAAGUGACCAUUUAAGUGACCAUUUAAGUGAACCACUUGAAUCACAAAAAAAAAAACAGAUUCGAUUCAAAGCAUUAUAUCAAUUUAAUAACAAUGUAAAAAAAGGACAUAAAAAAUAUCUUCAAAUGUUGGAAGGAAUGAAUAAUAAGUCUACUAAAAACAAAAAUAAUAUAUCUUAUAAUAAAGAAUAUGAUGAUAGCAUAAAUGACUUACACAAUAAUUUAUAUUUUUCUUAUGAUGCACGAUUUACAGAAUUAUUAGAAGGAGAAAUUAAAUUUUUAUGUUUAAUAUUAGAAAAUAAAGGAAAUAUUGAUAUUGAAUUUUUAAAUAUAAAAGUAAAUUAUAAGAAUAAAAAUAUUAAUGGGAGUUAUUUUAUAAAGUUUUUUUUUGAAAAAGCAUUUUAUAUUAAAAAUAAGGAUAUGCAUUCAAUGAUAAAUAAAAAUAAUAGUGAAAAUAUUCAAAAUAUUCAAAAUAGUGAAAAUAUUCAAAAUAGUGAAAAUAUUCAAAAUAGUGAAAAUAUUCAAAAUAGUGAAAAUAUUCAAAAUAGUGAAAACAUUUUAAAUAUCAUAAGAAUAAAUAAGGGAGAACAUUUAAAAGUUAAGAAAAAUUCUUGUUUAUAUAUACCAGUUAGAUGUAUAGGUUCUUUGUUAAUCAAUGAAGCUUAUUUAAAUAUUUUUUAUUCUCCUUAUAAAGAUAGUAUAUAUUAUGCAGAACAAAAAAUUAAAUUAAAAAUUAACGUAAAGAAAAAUAUUAGUAUUCAAAAUAUAUUUUAUUUUCCUUAUGUUAGUUUUAAUUAUUUGCAUAUAUUAAAUAAAUUAUUAAAUAGUAAUUAUUAUCAUACAAAUAUAAUAAAUAUUUUAGGAAUUAUAAAAAGGAAGGAAAAAACAAAAUCUAUCCAUUGUAUGUACGAGAAACAAAAUGGGGUAGAUAAUAAUUAUAAUAAUCCUAUGGAUGAUAACACAUGUGGUGGUAUUAAUAAUACAUAUGACAGCUUCAAUAUAAAAGAUGAAACACAUUCAUAUAACAAUAUGAUUAUAAAAAAUAUGUCUAGAAUGAAGAAUACAAUUAUAAGAGAUGAUAUAUUAUAUAACAUGAAUGAUAAUAACAUGCAAUUAAUACAGAAUAUUGAAUAUAUGAAUAAAAUAUAUUAUGAAUAUAAAGAGAAUUUAAAUAUAUGUAUAGAUAAUAAAUAUAUAUUCUUAGAAUUAUAUAUAAAAAAUUAUAGUGGUUAUAUUAAUUAUUGUAAGAGCAAAAAAUUAAAAAGAAGACCUACUUGUAUAGUUGAUAAAGAAAAUAAUUGUAGUAAAUGGAUUAUAUGGAUUAAAAGAAUAAAGAGAAAUGAAAAUCUAUUUUUUGAAAAUGAAGAAGAUAUAUUAAAUUAUUUCUUACAAUAUAUAGAUUAUAAUGUAUAUUUGACAUAUUCUAGACAUAAAACAGUUGGAUUCUUAAGUCUUUAUGGUUCUUAUUUAAAUAAUAUACAUCUCAAAAAUAAAACAUUAAGUGAUUUUUUUUGGAAUGUAAAAAAGACAAAAAUGGAUCACCCAACAAUUCAAUUAAAUGAUAAUAAUAAUAUAUAUGAUAAUAAUAAUAAUAAUAAUAAUAAUAAUAAUAAUAUAUAUAUAAAACACAAUAUGUAUGAUGAGGAGGAAGAGAAAAAAAACAAAUGCUCCUAUUAUCAAGAAAAAACAGAUACACAUUUUCUUUCAAAUACACUAAAUUUUCCAACGCCUUUUAAAAGUCAAGAAGAAAACAAUAAUGACAAUAAAUAUAAUAACGAUUUAUAUAAUAUUCAUAGUGUCAAUAAUAUAGAAGAUUCUCAAGAUAAAAAGGAAAUUAAUAAAUCCGAUAUAUCAAUAGAAAAAACAUAUAAUGAUAAUUAUAUAAAAAAAAAAAACUCAGAAAUGAUGAAUAUUUUUUUUGAAAAGAACAAUUAUGAUGAUUCUCAUAAUAACAUAUCCUUUAGUUUAAAAAAUAAUGCUGAAUAUUUAUUAAAUGUAAAUAAAUUAUUCGAAAAAAACUUUCUUAAUGAUAUAUUUUAUCCAUAUAUAUUAUUAAUACCUAGAUUCUUUCAUUGUAAAAAAAAAAACAGUGUUAUUAUUCCUAAAUGUUCUAAAAUUUUAGAUAUGCAUAAUUAUAAAAAUAUAGGAAUCAAAAAAAAAUAUUUUCAAUCCAAAACAAAUCAAACAUUUCAUGUUAAAAUAUAUUUAAAAAAUUUAUCAAAUAUUCAACUAGGUAAGUAUACUCUAUUAUUAUAUCCAUCUAAUUUAAAAUCUAUUAAAAUUAUAGGUAGUCUUAAUAAAACUGGAUUUUUAUCAAAUAAUAAUAAUAAUACCGAUAUGAACAAUUAUUUAAAUAAUAAUACAAAUAUUUCUAAAUCGAGUAAACCAUACCUUUUACAUUCAUUCAAUGUUUAUUCUUUAUUCCAAGGAAAAGUUUUCUUUUAUAUAACUAUAUAUUUUCAUCAAUAUAACACUUUAUUAUUUCAUCACGAGCCUAUAUUAAUAACAAUAGUAUAA
This is a messenger RNA of Plasmodium adleri (nom. inval.), 10164 nucleotides long. RefSeq names its product conserved Plasmodium membrane protein, unknown function. Gene Ontology annotation, cellular component: trans-Golgi network. Lineage: Eukaryota; Apicomplexa; Aconoidasida; Haemosporida; Plasmodiidae. Bases 1 to 10164 code for a protein of 3387 amino acids. The transcript has a single exon. The record is from RefSeq and is a predicted model, not a curated record.